Molecule: messenger RNA, 2679 nt
Organism: Amborella trichopoda
Lineage: Eukaryota; Viridiplantae; Streptophyta; Magnoliopsida; Amborellales; Amborellaceae
Gene: XYLT
Product: beta-1,2-xylosyltransferase
Molecular function (GO): glycosyltransferase activity
Source: RefSeq, a predicted model, not a curated record
UUAGUCGCCCAAAAUUUAGAAAUGGCCAAAGUUUGAAAGAAAAUGAGUUAGGUUUUUAUCUACUAAUUUUCAUUGGUCGCAAUAUGCAGAGAAACCUCCAAAAAGAAAACACAGUGGGCAUGAACAGGCACUGGUUAACCAGACCUGCAGUAGGCAUGAACAGGCACUGGUUAACCACGCCUCUUCUCUUCAUCUUUCUUCUUAACACUCUCACUCUCUCCUUCUACUUUCUGCAUCAAAACCCCAACCCUGACCCAAUCCCUAAUUUUUCUUCUGCUUCUGCUCUCUCUAAUAAUCUCUCUGGUCAAAGAAACCCUAAUUUUACUGCAAAACCGUGGCCAGACCUCGCUUCCUUUGUCCCAUGGACGCCAAACCCUAGUACUUCUCCCUCCUCUUGCGAAGCUUUCUUUGGUCAUGGCUUCACUCGUAAAUUGGAUCUGUUAAGUUCAGAGAGAAAGAGCUGGUUUCGAUGCCAUUACAAUGAAGCAUUGAAGAGCUCUGUGUGUGAAGGGGGAUUGAUAAGAAUGAUUCCUCAAAGGAUUCAUAUGUCGAAUGGCGGGGAGAGCUUGGAGACCGUAAUUGGAAGAGAGGAGGAGGAUGAGCUUCCAACUUUUGAACCAGGGGCUUUCGAGGUGGAGGCAUCUGAUGGUGCAUUCAGGCAGAUCAAUGAUGGAGAUCGGAAGAUAGUGAACCAGGAUUUCCUGGAUAGGUUUGUUCCAAGGGGAGCUAUUUAUAUUCAUACCAUGCGUUCUCUGCUCGAUUCUAUUCGUGUAGCUGAUUCCAAGGAUUUCAAUUGUUCAGAGUUGGUUGAAGAACCAACCCUCCUUAUCACACGUUUUGAGUAUGCAAAUCUUUUCCACACAGUUACAGAUUGGUACAGUGCAUAUGUGGCUUCUCGAGUUACAGACUUGUCGCAUCGACCUUAUUUGGUGUUUGUGGACGGCCACUGCAAGGCUCCAUUGGAGGAAGCUUGGAAAGCUUUGUUCUCAAGCCUGAGAUAUGCCAAAAACUUCACAGACCCAGUUUGCUUUCGUCAUGUCAUUCUUUCUCCUUUGGGCUAUGAGACAGCUUUGUUCAAGGGUCUGAGUGAUAACAUACCCUGUCAUGGAGCCCCUGCAUCUGAUCUCAUGCUUAACCCUGACAGUGACAAGACUGCUAGGUUAACUGAGUUUGGUGAAUUUUUCAGAGCUUCCUUCGGGUUUCCACUAAACAACACCAAAAUUUCGCAUUCAUCUUUGCAACAAAAUGUGCUUUUUGUGCGGAGAGAAGACUACUUGGCCCACCCAAGACAUGGUGGCAAGGUGGAGCCAAGACUGAGCAAUGAGCAAGAGGUCUUUGAUACCCUAAAAACUUGGGCCAAGGCUUAUAAUAAGUGCCGCGUAAAUAUAAUAAAUGGCUUGUUUGCUCACAUGACAGUGAGAGAUCAGGUACGAGCUAUUCAGGAGGCUUCGAUUAUUGUGGGGGCUCAUGGGGCUGGACUGACGCAUAUAAUUGCAGCCAGACCGGGGACUGUUAUUCUAGAAAUUAUCAGUAGCAUGUACAGGCGGCCCCAUUUCUCUCUCAUAUCUCAGUGGAGGGGCGUUGAGUAUCACGCAAUCAACCUUGAGGGGUCAUAUGCAAAUAUAAACCAAGUUUUAAAGGAGCUCUCCUCCAUUCUAAAAAGCCUGGGGUGUUGAAUGUAGUUUAGUACAUAUACCUCUUUGCUCGCCAUUUUUAAGAAGAGUUUAAGAGAAUGACGAGUCGAAGCUUUUCUCUGCCUGAGAAGUUUCAGAGAGCUGAUUGAGAAGUUUCAGAGAGCUGAUAUUGGGCCUGCUUUCUCUCUCUAGCCUUUGCAUGAGGCUUUAUCUAGAGCAGGGAUAAUUUUAAAAAAAAAUUGUCCUAACAGGUUGGUUUUUGAUGGUUAUUUUCUGUUGGAUUAGUUCAGACAUGAUCGACAACAGGAUGAAAUUAAUUAUCAGCAGUUGAAUUUAUGGAGGAGUAGGACUUAGGGGUACGUGUGAUCUUUAAUAUGCAUAAGCCUGAUGAGUUGAACGCAUAGGAAAAAGUGGAGUUUUUUGAUAUUUUCAUGGGAGAGUGGCCUCACUGAAUGAAGCAAUAUUUUAUGCGAUAUCACUGAUAUACUCAAUGUACAGUAUGCCUAUGCAACGUUCACUAAUUUAUUUUCAAGCAUGGGAGAGUUUCCCAAGUAUUCUGGUUUCAAUAGCUGCCGGAAAGUUUCAGACUUGGUUAUGUCUUCAUAUUGGUUGGCUAUCUCCCUUUAUUUGGAUACAGGUUCAGGUGGUAGCAGGAGCCAAUUACAAGAUGGCAAUCAAAGCUCGGGAGGUUCCAUUUGCCAGAGUUUAUAAGGCUGUUGUUUCAUGUGUGGGGGAGGUCAUGGGUGAACUUUAGGAACCUGACAUUCUUCCAACCUCUUCUUGAUUAGUUUCUAUUUCCAUGGAUUUACUCAGUAUUUCAAGGAUCUGAUACAGUUGAUGGAAUAUGGCUACAGCUUCUCUCUUGUUUAAUGUGCCUUCUUUGAAAUGCUGAUGCUUUGACUUUGGUUUGAACUAGUGUUGUUUCCCUUAGGAAAAUGUCAUAUUUACGUUCUUUCUUUUUGAUGUUUUACCAGAACAAGUAAUCUAUAAGAUAUAUGGAGAUCAAGCAUGGAAGAAUUCCAUCUUCUCUUCCUAAUGUUCUUUC